Molecule: messenger RNA, 1681 nt
Organism: Oncorhynchus masou masou (cherry salmon)
Lineage: Eukaryota; Metazoa; Chordata; Actinopteri; Salmoniformes; Salmonidae
Product: transmembrane emp24 domain-containing protein 4-like
Exons: 5
Coding region: 51-713 (220 amino acids)
Biological process (GO): intracellular protein transport; positive regulation of canonical NF-kappaB signal transduction; endoplasmic reticulum to Golgi vesicle-mediated transport
Cellular component (GO): Golgi apparatus; endoplasmic reticulum-Golgi intermediate compartment; endoplasmic reticulum
Source: RefSeq, a predicted model, not a curated record
UGCAUUUACUACACUGACCCUGCUGCAGGGGACAACAAAGCUGAUUUGACAUGAUGCUCACUGCACCUGGCGCUGGAAUUGUCAUACUAUUUGCUUGGCUCUCUCCAAGUUACGCUCUCUAUUUUCACAUUGGAGAGACGGAGAAAAAAUGCUUUAUAGAGGAAAUUCCAGAUGAGACCAUGGUUAUUGGGAAAUACAGGACCCAGCUGUGGGACAAGCAGAUGGGAUCCUUCCUCCAAACCACCCCUGGCCUUGGAAUGCAUGUGGAGAUCAAAGAUCCGGAUACUAAGAUAAUUCUGUCUCGUCAGUAUGGGUCAGAUGGACGGUUCACCUUUACUUCCCAUACACCAGGCGAGCACCAGAUCUGCCUGCACUCCAACUCCACCAAAAUGGUCCUUUUCGCUGGUGGCAAACUGAGAGUCCACCUGGAUAUUCAGGUUGGUGAACAUACCAACAACUACCCCGAAAUCGCAGCAAAAGACAAGCUCACAGAGCUGCAAUUGAGAGCUCGACAAUUACUGGACCAAGUAGAACAAAUCCAGAAAGAGCAGAACUAUCAGCAGUAUCGUGAGGAGCGGUUCCGCAUGACGAGUGAGAGCACCAAUCAGCAUGUGCUUUGGUGGUCUAUAGCUCAGACACUUAUCCUCAUCUUCACUGGCAUCUGGCAGCUCAAGCACCUCAAGAGCUUCUUUGAGGCCAAGAAGUUGGUGUAAUGCUCACAGGACAUCACUGAUUGAGUUCAAGACAGGAGUGACAACCAUGCAGAGAGAGACGCUUCAACCCGGGAAGCAAAUUAAUUAAGAACAUCCAGUGUGUUAUGUAUUGUCCAUUAUUAAUUAUUCCGUGACUUAAAUUAUUGUGAUCAGAAAGCAAGCACCUGUGUCCAUUUCCUUGUAUUUUUCCUACUUUUGUAUUGUUUCAUGUCAACUUUGUUGGACUGCACAUAAGGAGUGGCAAAUGUACCCAAGGUAACGUUCAAUUUUGUUCCACUUUGUUUUGUAGAUUUGUCAUUCUGCAUACUGUAUACUUUUGGUUUAAACAGGUGGUGGUUUAAACAGUGGUUAGAGCGUUGGGCCAGUAGCCGAGGGGUUGCUGGAUCGAAUCCCCGAGCUGACAGUCUGCCCAUGAGCAAGGCAGUUAACCCACUGUUCCCCGUGUGCCAAAGACGUGAAGAUUAUGGCAGCCCCCCCUGCACCUCUCUGACUCAGAGGGGUCGGGUUAAAUGUGGAAGACGCAUUCAGUUGUACAACUGACUAGUUAUCCCCCUUUCCUUUCGAUUAUCGUGAUUUAGUCUGAUAACAUAAUUAUAGCAGAGCUAAUAAUAGUUUUAGCUCAAUGACUAACCUGUUCACAAACAUCCGUAACUUCUGUUGAAGAGCAGUAUCAUUCCAGGAAGCAGGGUGUUAUUGAUUUUUAGAGGAUGGUCCAAGCAGUACCAAUUUUAUUUUCUUCCAAAGACCAACAUAUCUUUGAAUCAGGUGCAGAUUACCUUUGAAUGUUAUGAAAUGAAGGCCUAUGAUAAAAUACCCUCAAGUUAUUCCAAACUGAUCUAGAUAUCAGUAAGAUGUGAGUACAAUAUUAUGAUGCGGUAUAAAUUCAGACUUAAUUUGUAAUUAUGAAGGUUUUUACUUUUGGUUGGCUGUCAUUUUCAAUGUAUGCAAUUAAAAAAGAAGUAAUUGGU